This is a messenger RNA of Schizophyllum commune H4-8, 1891 nucleotides long. RefSeq names its product T-complex protein 1 zeta subunit. Lineage: Eukaryota; Fungi; Basidiomycota; Agaricomycetes; Agaricales; Schizophyllaceae. The record is from RefSeq and is a predicted model, not a curated record. Gene Ontology annotation, biological process: protein folding. The coding region runs from base 54 to 1709 and encodes 551 amino acids. Gene Ontology annotation, cellular component: chaperonin-containing T-complex. Gene Ontology annotation, molecular function: ATP-dependent protein folding chaperone; ATP binding; ATP hydrolysis activity. The transcript is spliced from 8 exons.
CGCGUCGAUUUUUGGAGGCGUCGUCGACGUCCAUCUUUCUUCACGCGUCCGCGAUGUCUAGCAUAGAGCUCAUAAAUCCAAAGGCGGAGAGCGUCCGCAGGGCGGCAGCCCUCCAGGUUAACACGACGGGCGCGAUGGGUCUCGCGAACGUGGUGAAGGGCAAUCUCGGCCCGCGAGGAACGCUGAAAAUGCUGGUCGAUGGCGCUGGGCAGAUCAAAAUGACCAAGGAUGGGAAGGUCUUGCUGUCCGAGAUGCAGAUCCAGAACCCGACGGCGGCGAUGAUCGCGCGUACUGCAGUCGCACAAGAUGACCAGGUCGGCGAUGGGACUACAUCGGUCGUACUGCUCGUCGGAGAGCUCCUCAAGCAGGCCGAUCGCUACAUCUCCGAGGGCGUCCACCCUACGGUCAUCGCAGAGGGUUUCGAUCUCGCGAAGAAGGAGGCGCUGAAGUUCUUGGACACCUUUAAGCAGCCGUCCAAGCUCGAUCGCGCAACUCUGGUGAACGUCGCGUACACCUCUUUGGCUACCAAGGUCAACAGUGCCAUGGCCAAGCACUUGUCUUCCGCUGUCGUCGAUGCUGUCCUUGCGAUCCGUCGUCCUCCUCCCCCAGAAGACGCGAAGGAUCAGUGGAGGGAGCCCAUUGAUUUGCACAUGGUUGAGAUCAUGAAGAUGCAACAUCGGACAGCCAACGAGACGCAGCUCGUGCGCGGUCUCGUCCUCGAUCACGGUGCCCGUCACCCCGACAUGCCGAAACGCGUCGAGAAUGCCUUCGUCCUCAUUCUGAACGUCAGCUUGGAAUACGAGAAGACCGAGGUCAACUCCGGCUUCUUCUACUCCUCGGCUGAGCAGCGGGAAAAGCUUGUCGAAGCUGAGCGUAGAGCCGUCGACAACAAAGUCCGCAAGAUCAUCGAGUUCAAGAACCUUGUCUGCGACCAGGCCGUCGACAGCAAGGAGAAGCGGAAGAACUUUGUGAUCAUCAACCAGAAGGGUAUUGAUCCUAUGAGCUUGGACAUGCUCGCGAAGAACGGCAUUCUCGCACUGCGUCGCGCAAAGAGGCGCAACAUGGAGCGCCUGCAGCUCAUCUGCGGUGGCGAGGCGCAGAACUCCCUCGACGACCUCAACCCCUCCGUCCUCGGCUGGGCCGGCCUCGUUUACGAGCACACUCUCGGCGAGGAGAAGUUCACCUUCGUUGAGGAAGUCAAGGACCCCAAAUCCGUCACUCUCCUCAUCAAGGGCCCGAACGCGCACACCAUUCAGCAGAUUCAGGAUGCCAUCCGCGACGGCCUGCGCGCGGUGAAGAACGCGCUUGAGGACCAGGCGCUCAUCCCCGGCGCGGGCGCUUUCGAGGUCUCGUGCGCGGCGCACCUCGCAGGGCCGGUGAAGCGCAGCGCGAAGGGGCGCGCGAAGAUGGGCGUGCAGGCGUUCGCGGACGCGUUGUUGGUGAUCCCGAAGACGCUCGCGCAGAACGGCGGCUUUGAUGUGCAGGAUGCUAUCGUGGCGCUGCAGGACGAGCAGGCGGAUGGCAACACCGUCGGUCUCGAUCUUGAGUCUGGCGAGCCGUUCGACCCGACGGUGGAGGGGAUUUGGGACAACUACAGGGUGAAGAGGCAAAUGCUGCAUUCAUGCUCUGUCAUUGCUGUCAACCUGUUGUCGACUGACGAGAUCCUGCGCGCGGGCAGGAGUUCGUUGAAGCCAGACGGUCCGGGCUAAGAAACAAAAUUUGUAUCAUAGUCGAAGGUGCUUGUAGCGAUUGUAUUCAUCUUACUGACCGUCUUUAAUCGUGCGCGAUGGGCAAUCUUGCGACCUGUAUUCGUGGAUGAAUCAAGGUUCUGCCAUGAAGACGCACAAGUGAAACCCGGGCCUGAUGCCUGUGCGAGCAUACUGUUGACGCA